Messenger RNA from Anopheles merus, 1956 nucleotides. RefSeq names its product CLIP domain-containing serine protease B15-like. The transcript is spliced from 6 exons. The record is from RefSeq and is a predicted model, not a curated record. Gene Ontology annotation, molecular function: serine-type endopeptidase activity. Bases 903 to 1832 code for a protein of 309 amino acids. NCBI's taxonomy places the organism in Eukaryota, Metazoa, Arthropoda, Insecta, Diptera, Culicidae. Gene Ontology annotation, biological process: proteolysis.
AGCAAUGCGUCCGCGAGCUUCACUUUUUCGAGCUGCGUUUUCCAUCGAUUUCCCACUGUCCUGUUGCGCUCGGCCAGGACACGCUAUCGAUUCCGAAUCAGCAUCAAACCGUGCAUCAAGACGUGCCUAGGCAAAGACGACUCGACGCACCGCGGGUGUGAUACGGAAACGGAACGGCAGCGGAAGGCACAGAGGGAAGGGAUUUUCUUCAUUUAUCAAUACAACGGAGCACGCAAUGCCCUCUGGCGCGGCUUGGUCGCGACGGGUCAGCUCCUCCUUAACCUUCCCCUCUAACCUCCGGGAACGCCGGUCGCGGGGCAUCUCGCGGGCACAUACACGCCGUGUGCGGUCUUCGGUCUUCAAUUGCUGAAAGUCAGGGCAGCGCAUGACUAUAUCGAAUUCCCAACGAUUUCGGAAGCAUGCCGGCGCUGUUCGCGAAUCCCUGCUGGUACUGGUACGCUCGACAGGACAUGCACACACACACGCACCCGGGACAUUAGUUGUCGAUCGACUUGUGGAAGAGUGGUCGACCCGCGGUUAUCCUUGGCAAGAUAUCCUGCGUGCGUGAGAAUUUCCAUUUCCGAGCAUAAUGUCGCGGCGCUCUAUGCUUGUUCAUCUAGCAACCAGUUCCAUCUAGUGAGCAGCGCCAUUCUCAACAAUCACGCACACACGGAGAUGAAUCAAUUUGAUGACAGCUUUUUGAUGAACUGCCAUUCCGUUGUCGUCGAAUAGUGCGCUCGCUGCAGGACACGCGGCAGCUGUCUUUUGCCCAAGGGAAAGUGUCGUUUGGGCGUGGACCAUCGUGUAGAACUUCUACCGGCACGCAGGGAUGGUGUGUGGGUUUGAAACACUGUCCCAAGCUGAAGGUGAUCGACGAGAAACCGUACAUAAGUCGUCACGAGAUGCAUCUGCUUAUUGGUGCUUCCGGCGCGUGUCCAGUUUUUUCGGAGCAAUAUUGCUGUGCCGAAGCAGACAUUCGUCGGCGCAGCAGGACCACGGUGAAGGUACCGAUGCCAGAACCGGACGAGGACAAUUCCAUACUCGACACGGACAGCUGUCUGCAGACGCAUCUCGGAAUGGACAGUGGAUCGAUUGGGCGCGCAUCGCUUGAUUCUUCGUUCGGUGUGUUUAUAGCCUACAAGGGUAGGAGAAGUCGAUGCGCGGGAAGCUUGAUCACACCCGAGUAUGUACUAACAGCGGCACAUUGUGUUAAAAAACCGCAAGGGAUGUUGUUGUAUGUCAGUGCGCUGCACGUUAAGCACGACACAGUAUCGGGUGGUUACCAGGGAGAUGUUGAGCCAAUGUACGUGCGGGAGGCAAUUAUCCACGAGCAGUACAACACUACCACACGUGAUCAUGAUAUUGCGUUGUUGCGGCUAAACGGAAGUGUUACGCAGGAGGGUAACUCACCCAGCCCGAUCUGUAUUCCGAUGGGAAAGAAGCAUGACCCAGUUGCUUCCGUUGGAUACACACUUAGCUGCUUCGGUUGGGGUCUUAAUGCUUACGGAAAGCCCAAUGACAGCAAGCAGUGGAUGACACUGGAACGUAUCUCGCUGGAACUGUGUCAGGCUAGGAUGGACUCGUUGAGAGUGGCCCUGGCCGGGAGGGUGAUCAUUUCGGAACGAAAUAUCUGCACUAUUACCAUCACUGGGAAUGACGCAUUUUCGGGCUUUUCCGGAGGUCCGCUGAUGUAUCGGAAGGAUGGCACCUGGUACUUGAUUGGGUUGAUUAAUUAUGGAGUCGGUGCCUCGAGUAGUGAGUUCCCGGUAGUUUCCUUAAACGUUCAACAGUACACGGACUGGAUCUUGGACAACAUUCAACAACGGCACUGAUGCUUCCAGUUGCUGUGAUAGUAUUAUGUUAGUAGUGCAACACACGGGGCCGUUCUGGUGGUACAGUCGUCAACUCGUACGACUUAACAACACGCCCGUCAUGGGUUCAAGCCCCGAAUAGACC